AAUACAACCCCUUGUGAAUGUAAAAUCCGGGAAGAGUUAUUUCAGGACUUUCUCCUCUCGUGAGCUGAGAGAGUAAAAAAACAGAUCCAGAUCUUAUUCGAGGCUCUUCCAUCUCCGAUUUCAGGCCAACAUUCGGUUGACUGGAUAUUCCUAGGUGUUCUUUUGCAGCAUUGCCUGUCCAUGGUCAUGCACACUAGAUGGAAGGUUUGGAUCAUUCUUAAAGAUAUUGUAAUUUUCAUCGUCUUAUAUAGACCGGUAGACAUGUCAAGGAGGCCAGUAAAUCCCACCAGGCGCUUCGCCGACAGUGGAAGUGUUCCAUUUGUGAGCUCAUUACAUCAGAAAUCACGAUCUUCACCUUUACUAUCUAUUGGUCUGGUUCUGUUGGGUGCAUUCCUUCUUAUUGUGUAUUCUUAUAGUGGCCCAGGUGGAUUUGGCGGUGAUAAAGAAGCUCUUAGUAAGCUUGAAGGUGAUAUUUCAUGCACAGCAGAAGUUCAAAGAGCAAUACCUAUUCUAACUAAAGCAUACGGGGACAGCAUGCAUAAAGUUUUGCAUGUUGGCCCCGAAACUUGCACAGUGGUGUCAAAAUUGUUGAAAGAAGAGGAUACUGAAGCUUGGGGUGUGGAACCGUACGAAUUGGAGGAUGCGGACAAUACCUGCAAGAGUCUUGUUCGCAAGGGCAUUGUGCGUGUGGCUGAUAUCAAGUUUCCUCUGCCCUACAAGGCAAAGUCGUUUUCUCUUGUGAUUGCGUCAGAUGCAUUGGAUUACUUGUCACCAAAGUACCUUAACAAGACUCUUCCAGAUUUGGCAAGAGUUGCCCGAGAUGGUCUUGUUAUUUUUGCUGGUUAUCCAGGUCAGCAUAGAGCGAAAAGUGCAGAGCUGUCCAAAUUCGGAAAGCCGGCCAAAUUGCGGAGCUCGUCUUGGUGGAUUCGGUACUUUGUUCAGACUGGCUUGGAAGAGAAUGAAGUUGCCACCAAGAAGUUCGAGCAGGCAGCAAACAAGAAGUCCUACAAGCCAAGCUGCCAAGUCUUUCACCUCAGAGCAUACCCUUGACCCUGGCGUGUCUUGGAGGGUUCCUGUGCCAACUUGCCUCGAGCCUCUUCAGCCGUCGUCUGGAAACACGUCCUGCCGGGUAACAAGGUGGAUGAGAUCUGCUGUCAGUUAUAUUAUUUUGUGUUCUAAUCGUAAGAUUGGUCGAUAUUUGUUGAUUGCAAUUUUACGGAGAAGUUAAGGUAACUGAAUUCAACAAUGUGUUGGUUAAAUUUUAACUUACCCACUCAUCAGUGCAGCGGGAAGGUUGUUUUGUUA
Molecule: messenger RNA, 1305 nt
Organism: Magnolia sinica
Lineage: Eukaryota; Viridiplantae; Streptophyta; Magnoliopsida; Magnoliales; Magnoliaceae
Product: probable pectin methylesterase CGR3
Exons: 8
Coding region: 181-1050 (289 amino acids)
Biological process (GO): pectin metabolic process
Molecular function (GO): methyltransferase activity
Source: RefSeq, a predicted model, not a curated record